AUGGAAAUAUCAAUGUUGAGGCUAUCUCUGAGAGACAAAGUACCGAAUAUCGAAGUAUGGGGAGACAGAACAAAAAUUAAUGGAUGCCAUAGAGAAAAUAACUACUUUGAAAUGGAACUGGACAGGGCGCAUUGCAUUGCUAAAGAUGACCGAUGGACGAAGAAAAUUAUAGAAUGGAGACCAAGACACGAUGCAUUCAGGAGCAGAGGCCGUCCUCCAACCAGAUGGCGUGGCGACUUAAGGCGUAUCCACAGUAACUGGAUGCAAAUAGCUCGAGAUAGGGAGUUAUGGAAGCAAACGAGGGAGGCCUACGUCCAGCAGUGGACUUGGCUGAUAGCUGGUUGA
This is a messenger RNA of Sitophilus oryzae (rice weevil), 345 nucleotides long. RefSeq lists its product as uncharacterized. The transcript has a single exon. The record is from RefSeq and is a predicted model, not a curated record. Bases 1 to 345 code for a protein of 114 amino acids. Lineage: Eukaryota; Metazoa; Arthropoda; Insecta; Coleoptera; Curculionidae.